This is a messenger RNA of Ornithorhynchus anatinus (platypus), 1480 nucleotides long. It is a transcript of the gene NOXRED1, whose product is annotated as NADP dependent oxidoreductase domain containing 1. Gene Ontology annotation, molecular function: pyrroline-5-carboxylate reductase activity. The record is from RefSeq and is a predicted model, not a curated record. Gene Ontology annotation, biological process: L-proline biosynthetic process. NCBI's taxonomy places the organism in Eukaryota, Metazoa, Chordata, Mammalia, Monotremata, Ornithorhynchidae. The transcript has 7 exons. Bases 100 to 1188 code for a protein of 362 amino acids.
UUCUCUGACUCCAGCAGUGCUGGGGAGUGCUCCUGUCAUUCAGUCUCUGAUCCCUGUGCUGGUCACCUAGCACACAGCUGCCAGGAAGUGCCCCGGGCGAUGGAGGAGAACAUCCUGGAGAACCUGCAGUCCCUGCAGUUCGAGCAGGGUGUCGGAGAGGAGGAGCGGCCCCUGCUCUUUCUACUCGGGCGCUUCCGGGGGCUGAUGCUGCAGGCUUGUGCCCAUGCCGUCUUCUUCUGCAAGCUACUUAGGGCCCUGCGACAGACCCCAGGGAAUGGUCCAGUGUCCCUGCUCCCAUCACCGGGAGCGUGUUCUAAGGAGAAGCCUUUAAAAGAGCCUCUGAAAGUGGGCAUCAUCGGAGGUGGUCACCUUGGAAAGCAGCUGGCCAAAGCGUUGCUCCAGGUGGCCUGUAUCCCCUCCUGGAGCCUCCAGGUCUCUACUCGGAGACCAGAUACCCUGGGAGACCUCCAGGACCUUGGAGUCGUAUGUUUUUAUGACAACUGCCAACUUGUGGAUUGGGCCGAUGUGGUUUUCCUCUGCUGUCUGCCAUCCCAGCUGUCUCAUAUCUGUUUUGAAAUCCACAGCAGGCUCCGGGAAUCCUCCAUUGUAUAUAGUCUAGUCACCGCAGUCUCCCUGUCCAGACUGAAGCAGCUGCUUUCCCACACCACCAUCCUGCGGCCGCAGUACCAGUGUUCAGGCAAGUGUGUCAAUGUGUGGGGGGGGAAGAAGAAGAUCACAGCCGCCCUCCAAGAUCCUGCAAUCAUCAAGGCAACCUGUCCCUUCAGUCCCGAAGGCGGAAUAACUAUCGACAUCAAGUGGCUCGAAGCAGUUUUCUAUGCAGCCCUGAAUACCUGCACAUCACAGGGUAUGCCCCACCCGCAGGCACUAGAGUUACUCAGUAACUUGUGUCUUCCUGAGCUCUUGCUUCCCUGCCAGGAAAAUAAGAUCAACUGCCCUCCGUUCCAGGUGACACACUUUGUCAAUAAAUCUUUCGCCCAGUCCAUGACUUCAGAAGACACCUUCCCCUGGUUUAACCUGACAAUGGUUCAGCUAAAAGAAACUCCCUUUAGCCAGUACCUCACAGCCUGUGCUGCUCUUCGGGAUCAGCUGGCCACACUAUAUUGCAAUUCGUUCGGCCUCUCCCUCCCUGAAAGUGAAGAGGACCAGUCCGCAUCGUCGUCCGGCUAAAGCCUGGGCCUUUCAACCUGGCCACUGCCCAUCACCACCAGCCAUGGCAGCCCGUCGAAAGGCCAGUCUUACUUCUUCGACCAGGCCAUCAUGACUCUCUCUUAUUUUAACAGUGACUUGUCAGGAAAUUCUGAAGGUGUGCACUGUCUUUUGUAAUUUUGAAACGCAAAAACCAGGAGCUGUGACAUAGGCCUGGUUUAUAGUCCUGUAACUUGCGCAAGAUAGGAAACAAGGGUAUUGGCAAAUUGUGCUGAGGGUACUUUGGUUAGAAUAAAAUAAUACCCUCCCCUCA